Nerophis lumbriciformis (worm pipefish) is the source of this 981-nucleotide messenger RNA. Lineage: Eukaryota; Metazoa; Chordata; Actinopteri; Syngnathiformes; Syngnathidae. The record is from RefSeq and is a predicted model, not a curated record.
AUGUGUUUACUUGUUCUCCUCCUGGCGGCUGCGUCCGUCGCCUUUACUCACUCUUCACCGAGCAUGAAAGAAUUGAUCAAUAUCGUCAACAAGUCCAACACUACAUGGAAGGCUGGUCUGAACUUCCCCAACACCGACCUCAUCUACGCUAAAAGUCUCUGCGGCGCCAUUUUAAACGGUCCCAAAGGGCCAAAGGUUGUUCACGACCUCCCAGACAAGCAACUUCCCGAGAGCUUCGACGCACGCCAACAGUGGCCUAAGUGUCCAACCAUUCAGCAAAUCCGAGAUCAAGGCUCCUGCGGGUCCUGCUGGGCUUUCGGUGCUGCCGAGGCUAUAUCCGACCGAUUAUGUAUCCACAGUGGCGGCGAGAUCUCCGUGGAGAUCUCCGCAGAGGAUCUUCUGUCUUGUUGUGAUGAAUGCGGGAUGGGUUGUUUCGGUGGUUUCCCCGCCGCCGCGUGGGAUUUCUGGGUCAAGCGAGGUUUGGUGACCGGAGGCCUUUACGACUCCAACGUGGGUUGUCGGCCGUAUUCGCUUCCGCCUUGCGAACACCACGUCAACGGCACUCGUCCUCCGUGUAAGGGCGAACAGGAGACACCCAAGUGUGUUCAACGAUGCGUUGGCGGCUACUCGCCGUCUUAUCCCAAGGACAAGCAUUUUGGUCGACGAUCAUACAGCAUCUCCGAACAACAGGAUCAGAUCAUGAAGGAGCUUUACAGCUAUGGACCAGUUGAAGCAGCGUUCACCGUCUACGCAGAUUUUCUUCUCUAUAAAACUGGAGUGUACCAGCACGUUACCGGGGAGAUGCUGGGCGGUCACGCUAUCAAGUUGCUGGGCUGGGGCGAGGAGAACGGAACACCUUACUGGUUGGCAGCCAACUCCUGGAACAGUGACUGGGGAGAUAAUGGGUUUUUCAAGAUCAAGCGUGGAAGUGACGAAUGCGGUAUCGAGUCGGAGGUGGUUGCAGGAAUUCCACUCAACUAG